GCUUCAUGAUUUCAUUGCUAGAGUCCAUUAGAAUAUUACUACUAGUAACUUUGACUGCAAAAUCACCAUCUGUAAUAUUAAUCAUUCACAACGUAGUAACUGUUCGUGACAUUUUCGGUUCAUCUGAGUUGAAGUACAAUGCUAAAUGUGAGGAUAUUCAAGGGUGGAUGUCGUGGAAGAGAGUCGGUGGUGAUGAAAAUGGCAAAACUUCAACUUGGCAAUUAUGGAAUACGUAGUUURUCGACGGAAUGGYAUCCGCGUGGAAAAGUAYUACCAAAACUUGCUCAUUUGCCUGAAGAGUGCCCUGUAAACUCUUACAAUGAAUGGGAUCCUUUAGAAGAGGUCAUUGUCGGCCGUGUUGAAGGAUCCACUGUGCCACACCUGUCAGUGGAGGUGAAGGCUAAUACAAGCGAAAAACAUUGGAAGUUCUUUGAAAAGAUGGGCGGWAAGCCGUUUCCAAGUGAACACACAAAAAUUGCAGCCUUGCAGAUUGAAGAACUAUGCAAUAUUUUGAAACACGAGGGAGUAAUCGUUAGGAGGCCAGAGCCUAUUGACUUCACACAGGUUUACAAGACACCAGACUUUACCUCUAGUGGUGURUACUCUGCGAUGCCUAGGGACAUUUUGUUAGUAGUUGGUGAUGAAAUCAUCGAAAGUCCAAUGGCUUGGCGAAGCAGGUUUUUCGAGUAUAGAGCCUACCGACCUCUCAUUAAAGAAUACUUUAGACAAGGAGCAAAGUGGACGACUGCACCUAAACCACUUAUGUCAGAUGAACUCUACGACCUGGAAUAUCCCAUGAGAAGUGUUGAAGAACGACACCAACUAGCUCGUCAAGGACGAUUUGUCACGACAGAGUUUGAACCGUGCUUUGAUGCUGCUGACUUCAUAAGAGCAGGAAAAGAUAUCUUUGUCCAAAGAAGCCAGGUUACAAACUACAUGGGUAUCGAAUGGAUGAAUCGACAUCUUGGCGACAAAUACAACCUUCAUAUUUUAUCCUUCAAAGAUCCCAACCCCAUGCAUAUUGAUGCAACAUUCAACAUUAUUGGACCAGGGUUGGUCUUGUCAAAUCCUGACCGCCCUUGUCAUCAAAUCGACAUGUUUCACAAAGCUGGAUGGAAAGUCAUUUUCCCACCUUCUCCGCUGAUUCCUGACGAUCAUCCACUAUGGAUGUCUUCAAAGUGGUUGUCAAUGAAUGUUUUGAUGUUGGAYCAGAAAAGAGUCUUGUGCGACAAGAACGAAGUUACCACCAUCAAGAUGUUUGAGAAGCUUGGUUUAAUAUGCAUUCCAGUUGAUAUACGCUUUGCUAACUCCUUGGGUGGUGGCUUUCAUUGUUGGACUACUGACAUCCGUCGUAGAGGAACGCUGGAGUCUUACUUCUAAAGACUUUACCCGAGCUUUA
Messenger RNA from Exaiptasia diaphana, 1399 nucleotides. RefSeq names its product glycine amidinotransferase, mitochondrial. Gene Ontology annotation, molecular function: amidinotransferase activity. Bases 139 to 1380 code for a protein of 413 amino acids. Gene Ontology annotation, cellular component: mitochondrion. NCBI's taxonomy places the organism in Eukaryota, Metazoa, Cnidaria, Anthozoa, Actiniaria, Aiptasiidae. The transcript has 7 exons. The record is from RefSeq and is a predicted model, not a curated record.